Jaculus jaculus (lesser Egyptian jerboa) is the source of this 1352-nucleotide messenger RNA. RefSeq names its product translation initiation factor IF-2-like. The record is from RefSeq and is a predicted model, not a curated record. Lineage: Eukaryota; Metazoa; Chordata; Mammalia; Rodentia; Dipodidae. The transcript has 2 exons. Bases 1 to 1197 code for a protein of 398 amino acids.
AUGGGGUCGGCGGCCCAGGGCGCAGCAGAGAACCAGGGUGCGGAGCUCUGGGCGCUAUCUGCGCAUCGCUCCGGGAUCAAGCCAACAGCUCGGCUGGGCGAGCAGGCGGACCGCCGGAGCUCCCCGAGGCCGGGUCUCGGCGGGCGGGGGCCGCGAGCGGCGCGCCGCCGGGAGCGGUGCGCACAGAAACGCGAGGCCACCGCGCGCUCCCUGGGCUGCGCUCAGCCGCUGUCCUCCGCCGGCCGCCCGCCCAUGCCGGGGCCGCGGAGAGCCGGCCGCAGCUGCAGGCCCUGCCCCGGGCGGCCCGCGGGCGGGGGCCAGGCGGGGGCGGGGCGGGCGCGGUGCCCGGGCGGCGAGGCGGGGGCGGAGGCAGACCUGGCCGGGGCUCGGCGCACCUGCCAGUGCCCGCGAGGGACGUGGAGCCUCCGGUGGCCGCGGGGGCGACGGCUGAGCUCCUUUCUCGCCGGCGCCCAGUACCCAGGAGACCUGCCACCCCUGGGGAGCCGGCGAGCUGUGGGGAGAGUCGCGCCGCGCCGCGCAGCUCCCGGUGGCCGGAGCUGUCCCCGCCCCGGAGGCAGCGUCGGCCGUCCAUCCAGGGAAGGGACCGACGCGACCCACGCGUGCGCCCUCCGUCUUCCCCCUCCCCCUACAAGGAGACACCGAGGUGCGCCUGACGCGCGAGAGGCCGGGUGGAAGAGGGGUGCCUUCGCGCCAUUCCUGGCGCUGCCCAGGCAGACACAGAAAAGGAACUCCCGGAUAAUCAGAAAGAAUAGAAAAGACCCGAUUCCCGCCUCCCCCCCCCCCACAAGCUGGAGAAGCCGCAAAUGGAAUACAAGGUGUUCUCUGUGCGCACCGCAACCCCGGUGGAACCCAGUGUUCCCACGCUCCCACGGAUCCUCGUCUUCUCCAGGAUGGAGGAUAAUUUGGAGGAGAAAAAUGAUACAUCAAUACAGUAAGAAGCAAGAGCCAAUUGUCUACCAGGAGAUGGGUCAUCUACACUUCAUGUGCCCAGGCCCAGAAGUCAUUAUAUGGGAAGUGGGGAUACAAUACUUCUUUCAUGUCUGGAUUGAAAACCAGUUCCAGGGAAAUGAUGACAGAGCUGUGGUCACUCAAACCUCAUCCAAACAGAGGUCUAGAGAAAGAAACACUAUACUGGAUAUGCCACCAAGGCUCAAAGAGUAUUGUGGAAGAGGGUGAAGAAAGAUUGUAAGAGCCUCAGGGUGGGUGGUAAUAGCUUGAGACUUCAUGUUUCACCAUUCCUGCAAAGACUGAGGCCUCUUGGUCCCCACAAUGAAUACCAACAACCCCACAAAAGACUCUCAUCAGAAUUGGGAUUGGGGAGAGGGUGGUCU